GCGCCCAGCCGCUCAGGACGACUUUGCAGGAGACUUAAGGUGGCUUUUUAACCUUGGGGUGCUCAGGAUGAUAGACGCAGAAAGGCACCCACUGUCAGAGGAAACAGCGGUAGCUGCCCAUUGAUGGAAGGGCUGUCCCUUUGCUCUGAAGGAGGACAUGCUGAAACACCUUUUUAAUACACCUUCCAUUCUGAGCUUCAGAAAAGAUUAACAUGAACAAUAGCAGAGAUAAACUUGAGGUGAUUGUUUUCUUGGUCGUGCUGCCCUGGAGUUAGCUGCAGAGCUGACCGCUGGAAAGGCACAGUGCAGGAAAACACUCCUGUACUGCAGUACUGUUAUUCACACUUGCCUAACCAUCUAAGAUGUAUCUCAGCUGAGUGAAGAUUGCAAGAUUCUGAGAUGAUUUGACCUGUGAUGGAGGAAUGCUUCUGGGAAACUGCUGGAGGAUUUCAGCGCAGUGGUGUCUCUGCCCUUACUGAUCUGUGUUGAAGUGCAAAAUGAACCACACUUGGACAUACAACCUGAGCUUUGGUGCAUCUACAGAUCCUGUUGAGCCAAGGGCUGGCCUUGCACGAAGUGGGCACAUAGUAGUAGCUGUUUUUCUUGGGUUCAUCUUUGUUUUUGGUUUCUUCAAUAACUUGAUUGUCCUCAUCCUCUUCUGCAAGUUUAAAACCCUCCGUAACCCAGUCAACAUGCUUCUGAUGAAUAUCAGUAUCAGUGAUAUGUUAGUGUGCAUCUCUGGCACUACCCUUAGUUUUGCAUCUAACAUACAUGGCAAAUGGAUUGGAGGGGAGCAUGGUUGUAGAUGGUAUGGCUUUGUCAACUCCUGCUUUGGCAUUGUGUCCCUGAUCUCCCUGGCUGUCCUGUCCUACGAACGCUACAGCACACUCACCCUGUGCAACAAGCGCAGCGCUGACUACCAGAAGGCAUUGCUGGCAGUUGGUGGUUCAUGGAUUUACUCCCUGGUCUGGACUGUGCCCCCUCUGAUUGGUUGGAGCAGUUACGGGGUAGAAGGUGCAGGUACAAGCUGUUCAGUGCGCUGGUCCUCGGAGUCAGCAAAGUCCACAUCCUAUAUCAUCUGUCUCUUCAUAUUCUGCUUGGUCAUCCCUGUGAUGGUCAUGAUGUACUGCUAUGGUCGCCUCCUUUACACUGUUAAACAGGUUGGAAAAAUCCACAAGAAUGCUGCCCGCAAAAGAGAAUACCAUGUACUGUUCAUGGUGAUCACUACAGUUAUCUGUUACCUGGUGUGUUGGAUUCCCUAUGGAGUUAUAGCAUUACUUGCAACAUUUGGUAAACCAGGUGUGGUGACUCCAGUUGCAAGCGUCAUACCUUCCAUUCUAGCAAAAAGCAGUACUGUUUGCAAUCCCAUUAUCUACAUCCUUAUGAAUAAGCAGUUUUACAAAUGCUUUCGUCAGCUUUUCCACUGCCAACCUCCUUCUGCCACUGAUGGAGAGCCCACCUGCCACUCCAAGGUAACCGUUAUCCAGCUGAAUCAGAGGACGGAUGGUGGAAAUGUAUGCAAUAAUGAACCACGUUCAGAAGCAGUAAAAUGACUUCUCUCCUGCACCCAGAGCCAAACCUGGAGCCUGGAGUUUCAAAAGCUCUACCACCAGUCUCUUAGGAAAACUGGCUCUGACUGGAAGUACAGGCCUUAACCACAGUGUGUUUCAUUUCACUGCCAUGUUUACCCAGCUAACCUUAACAUUAAUAAAGGAAGUUGCUAUUUGUGUGAUAGGAAAACUGUCAAGAACAAAUAUUGGGGCUCACUUAUAAUUUCCUUAAUAACCACAAAGAUGGCCACAUCACUGCAAGGAUGGUACAACAAUGACAAAAUUUUUAGCAAUAUCAUUGACUUUCCUGUAAAUCAGUUAAUGGAGCAUUUAAGAGUUUUAGUUCUUAGUGAUCUGUGGAUCAAUGUCCUCCAGAGUCAAUCUAAAAGGCACACUGUGAUAUUUAGUUUAGCUUCUUGCCUUUCCUGCUUUGUUCCAUCCAGUCCAUGUCUUGGGAUUUCAGAUUAGGUUGCUCAUAAAUAACCAGUUUCUGUCAGUCCACUCAAGUUUUUGCUCAUACUGAACAAUGAUGUUUUGAGGAAGGGAAGACAAACCCUAUUCUGGGGAAUAAUAGCAGUCAGUGCCAGGCUUUUUCUCCUUUAGCACUACAGACCUGCAGCCAAAGAGACCAGUGAUGUGGUACAACCAGUGCUCCCAAAUACCUAUGGGCGAGUCCCAGGGCAUGCAGGACUAUACAGUCAGUCUACAUGAACCUGAGGAAGUAGGUCCCUCCACCUCACUGUCACAGCUUCCAAAUUCUCCCUUGGAAUGUUCUGCUUCUGCCGUUCCAUUCAAAAACAGAAAGUAACAUAGCACCAUAUAAAAAAUAAAAAAAAAUAGAGGGGUGGGGCUA
Molecule: messenger RNA, 2403 nt
Organism: Pezoporus occidentalis (night parrot)
Lineage: Eukaryota; Metazoa; Chordata; Aves; Psittaciformes; Psittacidae
Product: opsin-3-like
Exons: 5
Coding region: 498-1553 (351 amino acids)
Biological process (GO): phototransduction; G protein-coupled receptor signaling pathway; visual perception
Cellular component (GO): plasma membrane; photoreceptor outer segment
Molecular function (GO): G protein-coupled photoreceptor activity
Source: RefSeq, a predicted model, not a curated record